Molecule: messenger RNA, 681 nt
Organism: Pocillopora damicornis (cauliflower coral)
Lineage: Eukaryota; Metazoa; Cnidaria; Anthozoa; Scleractinia; Pocilloporidae
Product: superoxide dismutase [Cu-Zn]
Biological process (GO): superoxide metabolic process
Molecular function (GO): copper ion binding
Source: RefSeq, a predicted model, not a curated record
CUAAAAUUUUUUUAUGAGGUCAGCGGUUUGUUUUCACACGCGAGUAUCGAGGCGACAAAGUUAUUGUUAUGCACUUUUCGCGGUCUUCGCGGAAAAGGGUUAUUAAAAAAUAUAUUUGCCCGUGAAAGAUCAAUUGACUUCCUCCUGGUUAUGGCUCAUGCAGUAUGCCACUUAGCUGGUGACAUUCAAGGAACAGUCACAUUUUUCCAAGGGCAACCUGGUGGGCCAUGUGUAAUCAGAGGAAUUUUACAGGGUUUAACGGAGGGACAUCAUGGCAUCCAUAUUCUAGAAUAUGGGGAUAUUUCACAAGGUUGUAAAAGUGCUGGUGCUCAUUUUAAUCCACAUAACAAGACACAUGGUGGACCAGAAGACAACAACAGCAACAGACAUGCUGGGGACCUUGGAAAUAUUGAAGCUGAUGAUCAAGGACAGGCAGAAGUCAACAUCACUGAUAGUGUUGUGUCAUUAACAGGGGAAUAUUCAGUGAUAGGUCGCACCUUGGAGCAGGUUUGUGAAGGUGUAGAUGAUCUUGGAAGAGGCGGACAUGAAUUGAGUCUUACAACUGGGAACAGUGGUGCUUGUUUAGCUUGUGGUAUCAUUGGAAUUGCAAAAUAUUCAGAGUAUACUAAAGUUUCACCAGAUGAUUCUGUUUAAUCAAGUUAGACAUCACACUCAUAAUUA